Messenger RNA from Morus notabilis, 1583 nucleotides. RefSeq lists its product as uncharacterized. The record is from RefSeq and is a predicted model, not a curated record. The coding region runs from base 86 to 1090 and encodes 334 amino acids. The transcript is spliced from 5 exons. Lineage: Eukaryota; Viridiplantae; Streptophyta; Magnoliopsida; Rosales; Moraceae.
UCUGAACUCUCCGGUUGAGUCCGUCGUUGGUUCGAGCGAGGCGGAGAGCGAUGAAGAGGAGUUCAUAGCUGGACUCACUCUCCGAAUGGCUUGCUCUACUCUGGACGACGGUUUCAAAGCCACCGACUCUGCUUUCGCCUCCGAAAACGGCAAGCCAUGGACUUUGUCCCGUUCUCCCCAAUCGACCCUCUGCGCGCUUGGCAGUGGCUGUGGCUGCGAGAGCCGCGGAAGCCCUAACGAAGCUCACUCCCGAGUCCCCUCUCCUCCGCCGCCGCGUCCGUCGGCGGCGACUUGGGAUCUCCUCAACGCCGCCGCCGGCGAAGUCGCCAAGAUGCGCUUGAUGAGCCAGAACAACAACAACAACAACGAAGAAGAAGAAGAGUAUUACAAACUCUUCCGUAGCGGCGGUCUUUUGAAUGCUCCAAGAAAAACCCCUCUUGCAAACCCUAGCGCCGAGUUUUUCCUCAACCACGCCAUUUCUCAAAAACAAUUACAAUUUCAGCAACUGAGGCAACAACAGAUGAUGAAGCAGCAGCAACAGAGCUCGGCGAUUUGGGGGAACAACACUCCAGCGACGUUGGCGGCAGAACGGCAGCAACAGUUGGUUCAACAGCUUCGCCAGAACUACCAGACGGGGGUGCAGAACAAAGCACGGAACCACCAAAACGCUCGUUCUCUGGGCUUGUCUCCAUCUGCAUGGCCUCCUCUGCAGCAGCAACAGAGACGGGAAAACGUGUCGGGCAUGAGAGCGGUUUUUCUCGGAAACCCGUCGAGGAAAAAGGAAUGCACCGGCACCGGCGUCUUCUUGCCCCGUCAAAUCGGUACCCAACACGAAUCCCGAAGAAAGCCAGCUUGUUCAACGGUUUUGGUACCGGCGAGGGUUGUGCAGGCACUCAACUUGAACUUAGACGACAUGUGUGGUGCACAGCCACAGAUUCAGCCUCGUUUUAAUGGAAGCUUCACUCCAGACACCGAUGUGGCUCUACGAUUAAGGAGUAAUAAUGUCGUUUCUCAUCAGAAGCGCAACUUGGCCAGGAGUCAGCCACAAGUUAACCAUGAGAUUCGGCUACCACAGGACUGGACUUACUAAUUUGCUUUUGUGUUUUUUAGCUGGAUGGUUUAGGAAGAAAAGGAUAAGAAAAUUGGAAAAGGUUUUUAGGGGGUUACUAGUUUGCUAUAUAGAUUAUUAGCAGUAGAGAGAGAAUAGGGGAAGAAAGAAAAAAAAGAGAAGGAAAAAGUAAGAAAGAAUGAUGAAGAAAAUGAUGUUAAUUCUGUUAUUUUGGGUUAGGAUUAGGUGAUAAUAAAUCCUUUUGUUCUUGUGGGGAUUAAUGUUCGUAUCUCUAGGCAAAUGAUGUGGUGUGGACUCCUGUUGUCCCUCUUUUGUUUUUGUGUUAGGGAUGAUGGUGAUAAGUUGGGUUAUCUUUUGAUUCAGCCAAAAAAAAAAAAAAAAAGGGUUAUCUUGAAAAUGUCUCUGGGUUUUUGAGCGUUUCAUUGUUGCUUUUGGUUCCCAACUUGUCCACUCACCUUUGGCCUUGGAAUAUUAAUAGUACUACAGUAAUAAUAAAGGGGUAUAUUUCUCGGUU